AUGAGGCGUCACGCAGGAGUAGGUGCCAUACAGAAACAAAGAUUGCAACAGGAGAAAUAUCGGGAAAAAGGAUCAGAAAUCCAGGAAAAUCAGUUUCAACAGAUGUCCAAACAAUUGGAAGUUUUUAGAGAAAACUUGGAAGAAUUUGCGACUAAACAUAAGAAUGAAAUAAAGAAGAAUGCUCAGUUCAGGAGGCAGUUUCAAGAGAUGUGUGCUGCAAUCGGUGUAGAUCCACUGGCAUCGGGAAAGGGAUUUUGGUCUGUGUUAGGUAUUGGUGAUUUUUACUAUGAAAUAGGAGUACAAAUAGUGGAGGUGUGUUUAGCUACAAACUACAAGAAUGGUGGGCUUAUAACUUUGGAGGAGCUGCGGACGAGACUCAUUGCAGCCAGAGGCAAGGCCAAGAUACACCAAGAAAUUACUAAUGAAGAUCUGUUAGUUGCUGUAAAGAAACUCAGGAUAUUUGGGAAUGGUUUCACAGUAGUACCAAUGGGUAAAGGCAAGUGGUUGGUGCAGUCAGUGCCGGGCGAGUUGAACUUGGAUCAAACAUUGGUGCUGCAGAAAGCAAGUGGACUGGGCACUGCUUGGGUGUCUCUUAGCAUACUCAUUGAUGAUCUUGGAUGGACAGAAACAAGAGCCCAGAAUGCCCUAAACCACAUGGUAAAAGAAGGUCUAGCAUGGGUGGAUACCCAAGACACAAAGGAGACCUUAUACUGGUUCCCAAGUAUGUUCUCCGAGUGUGUGGCUGCGUGA
This is a messenger RNA of Spodoptera littoralis (African cotton leafworm), 750 nucleotides long. NCBI's taxonomy places the organism in Eukaryota, Metazoa, Arthropoda, Insecta, Lepidoptera, Noctuidae. The record is from the annotation of a GenBank genome assembly.